This is a messenger RNA of Cavia porcellus (domestic guinea pig), 3220 nucleotides long. RefSeq names its product progestin and adipoQ receptor family member 8 (gene Paqr8). Gene Ontology annotation, molecular function: nuclear steroid receptor activity; steroid binding. The record is from RefSeq and is a predicted model, not a curated record. Lineage: Eukaryota; Metazoa; Chordata; Mammalia; Rodentia; Caviidae. Bases 267 to 1331 code for a protein of 354 amino acids. Gene Ontology annotation, cellular component: plasma membrane. Gene Ontology annotation, biological process: response to steroid hormone. The transcript is spliced from 3 exons.
CACCCGUGUCGGUGAGUGCAACCGCGGGAGCAAGCAACAGGGAGCCGGUCGAGUUGGGGACGAGGACUGGGCCGCCAAGACCGCGAGUUUGAAGAACCUAGGACCCCUGCCUGGAGGGACACUCCAGAGCCGCACUAUCGGGGAACCCCAGCCGCGGGAAGGGAUCGAACUCACGACUGCCUGCUUGCAAGGCAGGCGUUUAUGCUGCUGAGCCAAAUCCCCAGCCCCCUCAACUGGACUUUUCAACAGUGGCCCCGGGCGCCGCCAUGACGACCGCCAUCUUGGAGCGCCUCAGCACGCUGUCGGUGAGCGGCCCGCAGCUGCGCCGCCUGCCCAAGAUCCUGGAGGGCGGCCUUCCGCAGAUGCCCCGCACCGUCCCCGAGACCGACGUGCCACAGCUCUUCCGCGAGCCCUACAUCCGCGCCGGCUACCGCCCCACUGGCCACGAGUGGCGCUACUACUUCCUGAGCCUCUUUCAGAAGCACAACGAGGUGGUGAAUGUGUGGACGCACCUGCUGGCGGCGCUCGCCGUGCUGCUGCGCUUCUGGGCCUUCGCCGAGGCCGAGGCCUUGGCCUGGACCGCGCCGCGCGCCCUGCCGCUGCUGCUCUUCGUGCUGUCCUCCCUCACCUACCUCACGUGCAGCCUGCUGGCGCACCUGCUGCAGUCCAAGUCCGAGCUGUCGCACUACACCUUCUACUUCCUGGACUACGUGGGCGUCAGCGUCUACCAGUACGGCAGCGCGCUUGCGCACUUCUUCUACAGCUCCGACCAGGCCUGGUACGAGCGCUUCUGGCUCUUCUUCCUGCCCGCGGCCGCCUUCUGCGGCUGGCUGUCCUGUGCUGGCUGCUGCUACGCCAAGUACCGUUACCGCAGGCCCUACCCGGUGAUGAGGAAGCUCUGCCAGGUGGUCCCGGCGGGGCUGGCCUUCGUGCUGGACAUCAGCCCGGUGGCGCACAGAGUGGCGCUCUGCCACCUGGCCGGCUGCCAGGAGCAGGCGGCCUGGUACCACACCCUCCAGAUCCUCUUCUUCCUGGUCAGCGCCUACUUCUUCUCCUGCCCGGUGCCUGAGAAGUACUUCCCUGGGUCCUGUGACAUAGUGGGGCACGGGCAUCAAAUCUUCCACGCCUUUCUGUCAGUCUGCACGCUGUCACAGCUGGAGGCCAUCCUCCUGGACUACCAGGGGCGCCAUGAGCUCUUCUUGCAGCGCCAUGGUCCCAUGUCUGUCUACGCAGCCUGCCUGUCCUUCUUCUUCUUGGCUGCCUGCAGUGCUGCCACUGCAGCGCUCCUGAGGCAUAAAGUCAAGGCCAGACUGAUCAAGAAAGAUUCCUGAGGCUGCAGGUGGGGGCAAGGUACAGAGGUGGCCCCUUGUGAUUCGGGGAGUACUUGAUGCAGCAACGGAAGUUGACUUUUCAUUUUUAAGUGUUGAUUUUUAAAUUAACGUGCGUUUCCAAGGAUACACUGUGGCUGCAGCAUUUCAAAGCCAAAGGAUUCAAGAAUUUUGUUAUUAAUAAAAGGAAAAUUCCUUUUUUCUAUGGGUCAUGGACUCACAGGGAAAGGAUUUUGGGUAAGACUUGUGAGACACAGAACUAGAAAGAACCUUCCAUCUUUGUGUCUGAAAAUUUAGCAGAAUUCUCACUAAGGAUUCCAGAGGCAAGUCCUAGAACUGAAUGUAUAAUAGAAUUGGUCUGGAAAGUAAGUAGGUGGCUGGUCCUCAUCCUACGGUAAUGGCCAUUGUACCGUGUUGGUCUUUGGCAGUUGAACGUGUUGACCUCGGGACCCUGUCUUAUUUGGAGUUAAGAUUACCUAGGGUGGAAGUCACAAUAUUCAAGAUGAUAUAGUGAAACCCAUAAUGAAUUACACACAAUGAAUUAUUUGGUUCAUCUGAUUUCUAGUCCCUACUAUAACACCCUUUUCUCAGGACAACUGUCUGCCUGACUGUUUAGUCUGAAAUAGUGUUUACUCCCAUCCCUGUUUUGCAUGAUAAUAUAAAGGACUAUGAAGCAGUCUUAUUUACUCCAGGAAAUUCUUGGAGCCAGGUAAUCAUUCAGGAAGCUUAUUCUGACAUAACACCAAUGUAAAUGGUACUAGAAAGUACGUGCCAAGAGCCACCAGGAGGCCAACCACCAAGUAUAGACACCCUUCCUUGAUCUGUGUCAUGGACCCUUUUUGUUUUAUACUGUAGUAGGCAGAAUUGGUUGGGAGCUAUUAAAUAGGGCUGCCUUACUGACCCUAGAUCUGGGUGUUGCUCCAGGGAUCUGCAGAUUUGAUCAGCAUGUUUAAAAUGACUUUGUUAGGGUGAACUGGUUCUAAGGAUCCUCUGGAGGAUCUGAUUAUUUCAAGAGGGAUUUAAGGUCCAGUCUUUAUGUAGAUUCUGCCCCCUGUAGGAUCGACAUAACUACCCUAAUCCAGGGUUUUCAGGCAGACAGUUGUGGCUGUUUAGAGUCGAACCCUUAAAAUAGUCAACUCCUGGGACAAGCAAACAUGCAUGCGCCAUGUGGUUGGUCCCUGGAAGCCUCCUUUUGAGUAAGAAUGAAUGAAGCACGCACCUUGUAGCCAAAACAUCAUUGGGAACAUUGCUCCCCAGCAGCUUCUGUGGGACAAGGGGUACUGCAGUUAAAGUGUUCCAGCCACAUACCCCUAAGAACUGCCUUCUGCGCUAAUCCAGUGAAGAUGGCUGCGCAGAGGAGGGGCUGUGGAGCCCUCUCUUCACAGACUACACUUCCCAGCAGUGUGACAUCCCUGUUUACUAAGAAAUGGAAGUGGCUUGUUUUAACUUCAGUUUAAUGAGCCUUUAUUAUUAGGUUUUUUGUUUUCAAGCCUUUAUGUUUUUUUUCUUUGAGAGAAUUGUGAGUUUUGUGCCUUAUAAAUGCAAAUGUAUGAACACUUUAAUAUAUGCGUAUGUGGAAUUUUCUGUUUAGGAUUAUUGAGACAAGAAAAAACUUCACUGUUGUCUAGCCAAUGACUAAAGGAAACCUCAGAAAGUUAUAAUUACUUAUCAUUCAAGAUUUGCAGUCUGUAUUUGGCAAAAAAAAAAAAUUCACCUGAAGAUUUCCUAUAAUCUUUAAAUCAAGAAAGCAUGUGUCCUGUGUUACACUGUUUUGCUACAUGAAUUUCUUGUUAAUUCUGAAAUAUCUGAACUUUUUAUGCUACCUAAAGUGUCUUACACGAGCUUCUGUUGUCUAUGCCAAAUUCACAGCAAAUAAAGUUAACAGAACUAAA